AUGAAAGUUUAUAAUUUGCUAGGGUUGCUUGUAUUUUCUAUGGGACAGCUUGAAGAAAUAUCAGGUUUAUUUAGGAUAGACUUUAAGGUUUUAAGAGGUAAUGAUAAAAGAGAUAUAUCAUUCGAUGAAAGGCAGCAUGUCUCUAAGAGAGAUUCUACAGAGAUGGAAUUACGGAAUAGGCAAACAUUUUACUUGGCUAAUAUAAAAGUAGGAUCUAAUAACGACGAAAUGGGUGUUUUAAUUGAUACUGGGUCUUCAGAUUUAUGGGUUAUGGCUAAUAAUUUAAAGUGUGAAAUAUCCUCUCCUACCACCUCUCCUACCUCAACUUCUUCCUCAACGUCUUCCGGAUCCACCACUUCUACGGAGUUUGAAGCUGAUAUUCUAGAUGCUCAUAAUGAAAAGAGGGCCCUUCAUGGGGUUAAAUCGUUAGAGUGGAAUGAUAGUUUAGCUUUAUAUGCUGCAGAAUAUGCCAACUCUUCGUUCUCCUGUGAAAAUGUUGCAUUAAUUCAUUCAGGUGGACCAUAUGGUGAAAACUUGGCUGCUGGAUACCUGGGUGGUUAUGAUCCUGUCGAUGUUUGGUACGACGAAAUUGAAUUAUACAACUUUGGUAACCCUGGUUUCAACGAAACUACAGGACACUUUACUCAAGUAGUCUGGAAAUCUACUAGUCAAGUUGGUUGUGCCAGAGUCAUCUGUGACAAUGAGUGGGGCCAGUAUACAAUAUGUGAAUAUUCCAACACUAGAGGUAACAUCAUUGGCAUUAAUUCUCAGACAGGUAGAAGUUUCUUUUCCGAGAACGUCCUAGAACCUACAUCAAACUGA
This is a messenger RNA of Debaryomyces fabryi, 822 nucleotides long. RefSeq names its product CAP domain-containing protein. Gene Ontology annotation, molecular function: aspartic-type endopeptidase activity. The record is from RefSeq and is a predicted model, not a curated record. The transcript has a single exon. Gene Ontology annotation, biological process: proteolysis. Gene Ontology annotation, cellular component: extracellular region. The coding region runs from base 1 to 822 and encodes 273 amino acids. Lineage: Eukaryota; Fungi; Ascomycota; Pichiomycetes; Serinales; Debaryomycetaceae.